Tricharina praecox is the source of this 327-nucleotide messenger RNA. RefSeq lists its product as uncharacterized. The transcript is spliced from 2 exons. Lineage: Eukaryota; Fungi; Ascomycota; Pezizomycetes; Pezizales; Pyronemataceae. The record is from RefSeq and is a predicted model, not a curated record. The coding region runs from base 1 to 327 and encodes 108 amino acids.
AUGGAGUUCAUCUCAAACCGUCCCGAGGAGCAGCCGAUGGGUCGUUGGACUUGGUGUCUCCUGUUCUUCCUCUUUCGCGCGAUUGACAUACUCUUCUGCUAUGUCUUUGCAUACACCUCUAGCGCGCAUAAAUUCCUGAGGGCUAUGGAGUUCCACGACGCAGACCUUAGGAACAUCAACCCGACAGCGCGCACACUGGCUGCGUUGUACCCGCUUCUGUGGUGCGCCAUCAUUGCCUAUGUGGUCUUUUUGAUCGCUCAUCCGCAGUGGAUCUGUUAUCCCCUGAUGAGGAAGGCGGAAGAUAGGUAUGUUGCCGCAGCGCCGUGA